Molecule: messenger RNA, 828 nt
Organism: Ctenocephalides felis (cat flea)
Lineage: Eukaryota; Metazoa; Arthropoda; Insecta; Siphonaptera; Pulicidae
Exons: 6
Coding region: 1-822 (273 amino acids)
Source: RefSeq, a predicted model, not a curated record
AUGUCGACUAGAAAGUUUCGCAAAUCUAUUGGCUUUGUGACAGACCGACAUUUUAGAAGGAGGGUGAAGUGGGAAUUCGAAAGAAUAACCGCGGAAAAAAAGAAAGAAUUGACUCUUUCCAGUGUAAAUGAUAGUGCUGUUCAUCAUGUUGAAAUUUCAACAAGUGUCAGUACUCAGGAUGAUUUUGGAAUGCAAUUUAAUGAUCAUCACGAUCAAGCUUCUUCGAGCAUUAUGGAACUUGAUGGAACUCUGGAAUUACAGAAUGGUUCUCAUAUUACUGAAGAAUGUUCUGAUCUAGGUUCAGGAGAACAAUCUUCAACACCAAGGACAAGGACAACUUCUUCAAGCAUUAUGGAACUUGAUGGAACUCUGGAAUUACAGAAUGGUUCUCAUAUUACUGAAGAAUGUUCUGAUCUAGGUUCAGGAGAACAAUCUUCAACACCAAGGACAAGGACAACUUCUUCAAGCAUUAUGGAACUUGAUGGAACUCUGGAAUUACAGAAUGGUUCUCAUAUUACUGAAGAAUGUUCUGAUCUAGGUUCAGGAGAACAAUCUUCAACACCAAGGACAAGGACAACUUCUUCGAGCAUUAUGGAACUUGAUGGAACUCUGGAAUUACAGAAUGGUUCUCAUAUUACUGAAGAAUGUUCUGAUCUAGGUUCAGGAGAACAAUCUUCAACACCGAGGACAAGGACAAUUAGGAGAUGGAGACCUAAAAACCUCAGAAAAGAUUUUUGCAGUACCCCUAAGAUUGUCAAGUGCGUGUUAAAACAGUCACCUAUUCUGACACCAGUUUCCCGCAAAGUUAUUUUUUCAUAUUAAUUACAG